Coccidioides immitis RS is the source of this 342-nucleotide messenger RNA. RefSeq lists its product as uncharacterized. The record is from RefSeq and is a predicted model, not a curated record. The transcript is spliced from 3 exons. Bases 1 to 342 code for a protein of 113 amino acids. Lineage: Eukaryota; Fungi; Ascomycota; Eurotiomycetes; Onygenales; Onygenaceae.
AUGUGGCUGCAAGCCGUUGUGGGAGAAGAAGGUCUGGCAGGUGAUGCAGCAGAUGUUUCAUGGAUGAAUAGCUGGUUUGUGCUCUAUAAUAAUUCAAUGGCCUCAAUGUAUGCUUGUCGGCAUGCAAAGAUCCAACCCAUGGCACCAACCAUGCAGUUUUGCUUCGGCAUGUAUUUCAAUGGGGGGAGCAAACCCAAGUCAGAGUGUACUGGGCGUUUUCCAAAGGCCUCAAUCAAAAUUAGUCGCCUGAUCUCAGCGGAAUGCGCUGGAAAAAGGCGCUUUUGGGGAUGUGGGGAUGAGCAAGGUGUUGCAGGAAGUGUGGGCAUUUGGUGGGUUCGGUAA